AAACCACAUCGUCGUCGCUAGUUGAUAGUUAGAGAGGGAGCUUCAGGUGAUCACAAACGAAGUCAUUAGUGGAAAGCCGAGAUUGCUUAUCACACUUGAAGCUAUUGACACAGUUCCGCGGUCCUUAUCCAUGAAGCCCGUGCACAUGCGCACACCGCCCGUACAGCAGCGUCCUCGUCAGUCCAGAGGAGACCACAGCGACAUCAGUUCGAACUCUCCGGAACGACUGUGCAAAGGUGUUGGGAAAACAGCCACGAUGAUUCUCUCCCUCUCGCUGUUACUGGUUUCCAUUGCAGGUCUGGAGGCGGCCCAGCCGGAGACCUCCCGGGACAACCUGCGGAGUCUGCUGACCGACCACUUCACGACUCCCCGGCACCACGUCACCAACCCGGACGGGCUGGUCGCAGCCGAGAACUUCAUCUACGACACGUUCAAGAGCUACAACAUGCAAGUUGUAAAGCACGACUUCAUCCUGGUGAAAAAUGGGGACAGGCACCCUGGCGUGAACGUGGUGGGACUGUGGCCAGGUCGCUACUUCAUGACCCCUCAGGACAGACCCUUCAUGCUGACCGCCCACUACGAGAGUCCGUACGACAUGUCCGGCGUGGAGGAUAACGGGUCCGGGCUGGCCGCCCUGCUGGAGUCGGCCCGCCUCAUCACCUCACAGCCCUGCCUGCAGGACUACACCGUCGUCUUCACGGCUUUCGACUAUUCAGCCAACUUCGAAAGAGAUCUGCAGACCAGCCCCUGUGAGACGGUGGCCUGCGGAUGUCGGCAGUUUGUGCAUGAAGUUCUCGUGCCUUUCAUGAGCGACAGCCACAUAGGCCCUACAGACAUCCAAGGGAUCAUUGUUAUGGACGGGCUCUUAAACUACAACAACACUCCGGGAGCUCAAGAAAUUCCUAGUGAAGACGUCUUUCGAACGGUGCCCGGACUAUCGGAAGCUGCCAACCUUGUCCGAGCUGACGGCUACAGGGGAAACUUCGUCACCUCCAUCUACCGCGAGGUAGACUCACCACUGGCAGCUGCCUUCAACAACAAGUUCGACGAGGCAGCGGACCAACGGUUCAAGAUUCGUAGCCUGACCCUCCCCUUCUCCAACAUAACGGACCAGACGAAGCAGGACCCACUGUGGCCACUUUUCAACGCCCUGAUAGACGCUGACAUUAAAGCCUUGUACGAAGUGAUACCAGAUGUGAAGGCCAUGCUUCUCACUGACACAGUUCACCUUCGAGGCAGAGAGAAGGACUGGCAGAGUCUGACCGCCAGUGACUCCAUGACCAUCACUGCUGAGAGGCUGGACUUCCUGAAGAAGACCACAGACGCGGUGACCAGGAUGGUGGAGGAUCUCACAGGCCACAAGGAAACGUGCGGCAAAGAUCCCCUGACUGAGUUCCCGGGGCAGGCAGGGUUCCAGAUGAGAGGAGAGCUGCAGACGUCCACCCGAAGUCUGCAGAACGUCACGCUAACCGUGCACGAUGUAAAACCUCACGGCGUGGUCACCGUCACACUGUCUGGUGAGACAUGGAGGCUGCCCAUGACAGGGAUGUUCGAUCCUCUGGACCACAUUCUCCACCUAGUCAUUCAGGAACCUGUAACUGACCUGGAUGGGAUGCAGUUUGGUACCCUGACAUGUAAGGUGAUAGGGAGGUUUCGUCCCCGCGACUCCGGUGUGAUGUUCACGGGUAGGAUGAGAGGGCACUGUUCGUCGACGCUUUCCUUUUUUGGAGAUGGAGGUUUUGAAAGUGGCGGAUUCAUGGCCCUCUAUAGCGGAAAGGUUACAGCUGCCGGCAGUAGCGGGCCCAGCCUGGCGUUGCCGGUGGUUCUUAGCCUGCUGGGCGGUAUGGCCUUCUCCGCCGCCCUGGCUGCUGUAGCGUGGUUCCUCUACACCAAACGCCUUGCGAAAUCGACUACCAACUCACUCCCCAUGAAGGAGAACCAGUGAAAGUGAAGUGAAAGUGAUUCGUGGCUGAUGAUACUAGCUUUAUAGUAUAGCCUUUAGGUGUUGGUAGGGGUAGUUUUUCUAAUGAGGUCAUGUUUUUUUACGUUUUAGGUUUUUUUUUUACGUUUUUUUACGUUUCAUGAUUGUCAGGUAUGGAUGAAAAUGCAGCCUUGCUAGUCUCGUAGUCCAGGUGGUGGUAAUUAUGUUUAGACAUUUAGUCCUUAGUUAACUAGUUAAGUUUUUUUCAUGGUCGCAUUGGUCUUACUACAAAACGUGACGAAGGUACGAGGGUGAGACAAUUUGAUAAUUGUUUUAUUCAGAAUAUGAUUCAUUUAUCGCAUUCAGAUCCUGUAUAGAAAAAAUUUUCGUAAUGAUUUGUAAUGGAAGCGCAACUAUGUUGGUAGGUAAUAUAGCAGAGAGUAGUGUUAUAUUUUGUAUGAAGAAAUGAAAAACACGCAUGCCUAAGUUUUGGUUGGCGUGUGCUGCAUACGACGUUUUCCUCAGGAUCACCAUGGUAACAUCACCAUGGUAACUUCAUCAUGGUAACAUCACAAUGGCAACAUUGAUGCAAGUCAAGUAAUGUUGGGGACGCGUGACGUUAAAAUUUACGAAAAGAUGAGAUUUUUCUACUUUUUUUAACUACAUAUAUUUAUGUAUGACAACACUAGAAUUUAGAAGAAUAAUUCUUGAAUAAGAAGUAUAUGAUGUGUUACAAAGAACGAAUAAAUGAUUCAAUUGCGCUCUCAUUAA
Branchiostoma floridae (Florida lancelet) is the source of this 2692-nucleotide messenger RNA. RefSeq lists its product as uncharacterized. Bases 131 to 1945 code for a protein of 604 amino acids. Lineage: Eukaryota; Metazoa; Chordata; Leptocardii; Amphioxiformes; Branchiostomatidae. The transcript has 12 exons. Gene Ontology annotation, molecular function: metalloexopeptidase activity. The record is from RefSeq and is a predicted model, not a curated record. Gene Ontology annotation, biological process: proteolysis.